Papaver somniferum (opium poppy) is the source of this 753-nucleotide messenger RNA. RefSeq lists its product as uncharacterized. The transcript has a single exon. Bases 1 to 753 code for a protein of 250 amino acids. NCBI's taxonomy places the organism in Eukaryota, Viridiplantae, Streptophyta, Magnoliopsida, Ranunculales, Papaveraceae. The record is from RefSeq and is a predicted model, not a curated record.
AUGAUAGACGCUGGAAAUCUACAAGAGUACGUGAAAAAGGAUUUUGGGAAAGGUUCGGGGCUAUUUGGCGCAGCACACGUGAUUAAUGUCCUCCAUGCUAGGAUCCACUCAAUAACCAGGCGGGCAUCGGAAGAUGAAACCAGGAGAAAGCUCAGGCAGUUAAAAGAAUGGUAUUUGACAAAUCAUCUCGAUUUUGUGAAUGGAAAUGGAGAAGAAAUUUGGGAGCUUGGCUGCACAAAGAUCGAGUUCUCUGAAGCAAACAUGAUAGGUGUAUAUGCUCCCCACAAUGAUGUUAUCGCUAUAACUGCUUGGAUUGGCAUGUUUCGUGUACAUCAGAUAGGAAGCUCAGUAAGCGUACUUUUUUCAGGAGCUUGUUCCUCUAUGAAUCUUCCACAUGACUUGAUCGAAGAGGAUGAAAAUCCAAUUAUCGGUUUCAGCGGCGAAGUUACAAAGGCGAUUGGAAGAGUGAAGAUUCCUAUAAAAGUGGCUGACAAGUCCGUUUUAGGAAAUUUCUUGCUGCUUGACUGUAGAGAUCCCUACAAUGCGAUCGUAGGACGAGAGUCACGAGACUGGCUGCAUGAGAUCGGUGCAGUCACAUCAUCAUAUCAUCAAUUUUUGAAGUUUACUGCCCCUGAAGGAGUCGUGAAAGUUAGGAGUGACCAGAUGGCCGCCCACAAGGGUCACGAGAGUGCUAUGGAUGAGUACAAGAAGUCAGAAGUUAGCGGGAACCAAAUCAUGCGAGUCGAGCAGUAA